AUGAGGAAUUCUUUACUUGUGAUUUUCGGAGCCCUUCAUUUGGAUAGAGUUUUACUUGCCAAAAGCUUGUCUUUUGAUGAAGUUAUUCCUGUUGAUUACGACAACCAUUCACCACCAAAGCUGAAUAAAGGUGAUAACAGUUCGCCAGUAAAUGUUUCAGUUCAUCUCUGGGUGAUGCAAAUUCGUUCAGUAGAUGAAGUGGAUAUGGAUUUCAAAAUGGAUGUCGUUGUCCGUCAAAUGUGGGAAGAUCAUCGGUUGAUAUUUCCCGAAGAACGCAGUGAAGGGCGGAAUAAAGUAAUACUCGAUGCUUCCUGGGGGAAAGUGAUUUGGACUCCAGGCGUCUGGUUUAAAAAUGCCUUAGACACGAAGUUGCAACAGUGGGUUUUGCCUAGUGUCUUCUAUUGGCUGAUGAGGAACAAAACAGUCUACUUUUCGGGCAGAGUGACUUUGCAACUUUCUUGUGACAUGGACAUGAAGAGAUUUCCUCAUGAUAGCCAGACGUGUGGAGUGUCGAUCAUAGCUCUGAUGAACCCGACGACAGAUAUGCAGCUUUAUUGGUUCGAAUCUGAACCGAUUCGAAUGAGCCGAUUAUUGAAUUUACCUCAGUUUGAAGUUGGGAACCUUUCUCUUUCUCGUUGUGAUACAUCGGUUUAUGGAGAAUCAUUCAGUUGUAUCUGCGCUUCAUUCACCAUGAAUCGUAGAUGUGGUUAUUACAUAAUAAACAUCUACAUCCCUACAGUGCUUAUUGUGAGCAUGUCCAUGCUGACGUUCUGGAUUCCUCCUGAAGCAGUGCCUGCCCGCAUCACGUUGGGCGUCACAUCCCUGCUCACCAUCAUCACGAAACAAUAUCAAUCCACGAUGCCGAGUGUUUCUUAUAUUAUAGCUCUGAACGUUUGGCUUUCUUCAUGCAUAGCCUUCGUGUUUUUUAGCUUACUUGAAUAUGCCCUGGUCAUCAGUUUAGUUAAAAGAGAACAAAAAAGGGUUGCACCUAGUCCUGUACAAGAUGGAACUAAUUUUAGCACAAGUUCAGCAAGAAAAUCACUAAGAAGUGCUUGGAGUCAGAAGAACUGGAAGCUUCUCAAAUACAUUUCCCCCUGGAUUAUUGAU
Argiope bruennichi is the source of this 1107-nucleotide messenger RNA. RefSeq names its product glycine receptor subunit alpha-2-like. The record is from RefSeq and is a predicted model, not a curated record. Gene Ontology annotation, biological process: chloride transmembrane transport; chemical synaptic transmission; nervous system process. NCBI's taxonomy places the organism in Eukaryota, Metazoa, Arthropoda, Arachnida, Araneae, Araneidae. Gene Ontology annotation, cellular component: membrane; synapse; neuron projection. The annotation marks the transcript as partial. The transcript has 8 exons. Gene Ontology annotation, molecular function: extracellular ligand-gated monoatomic ion channel activity; neurotransmitter receptor activity; transmembrane signaling receptor activity.